Lampris incognitus (smalleye Pacific opah) is the source of this 2187-nucleotide messenger RNA. RefSeq names its product phosphatidylinositol transfer protein alpha isoform-like. Gene Ontology annotation, molecular function: phosphatidylinositol transfer activity; phosphatidylcholine binding; phosphatidylinositol binding. The transcript is spliced from 13 exons. NCBI's taxonomy places the organism in Eukaryota, Metazoa, Chordata, Actinopteri, Lampriformes, Lampridae. The coding region runs from base 1 to 1092 and encodes 363 amino acids. Gene Ontology annotation, cellular component: cytoplasm. The record is from RefSeq and is a predicted model, not a curated record. Gene Ontology annotation, biological process: phospholipid transport.
AUGCGCGGUUUAGUCAAAAAGGCUCUCAUGGACGCAGGAAAUAAGGAGUCCUUGUGCCUUUGGAAGCUAGGCCUAGAGCAGAGCCAAGGGAUCUUCCCUUUCCGUCUGUUGGUAACUCACAGAGGCACUUCCAAAGACAGCUAUGUACUUGCAGAGUGCCUCACCUAUGUGCAGAUGAAGGAGGGAGUGGAUCAAGACGCCCUGCACCUCCAGGAAGGAAACCCACGGCCAGGCGCAGGUAGGGAACACGGCUGUCAAGCAGAAGGAGAGCAAGUCAACCAUGAUAAUCACAGAAUUCCGAGUCGUCCUGCCCUUUCAGUGGAGGAGUACCAAGUGGGCCAGCUGUAUGCAGUAGCAGAGGCCAGUAAGAAUGAGACGGGGGGAGGAGAAGGAGUGGAGGUACUUGUGAAUGAGCCUUAUGAGAAGGAUGGAGAGAAGGGACAGUAUACUCACAAGAUAUAUCAUCUACAGAGUAAAGUGCCAAAAGCGAUCAGUUUAAUUGCGCCCAAAGGUGCUCUCGAAGUUCAUGAAAAGGCCUGGAAUGCAUACCCUUACUGUCGGACCGUUCUUACUAAUGAGUACAUGAAGGAUAGCUUUCAGAUCAAAAUUGAAACGUGGCACAAACCUGAUAUGGGUGAGGAAGACAAUGUUCAUGGACUCGAUGCAGAGACGCUGAAGAACGUUCAUGUUGUCCACAUUGACAUUGCUGACAGAAGUAAAGCAUGUGCAAAGGACUACAAGCCUGAUGAAGAUCCUGCCAUCUUUAAGUCAAAGAAGACGGGUAGAGGGCCUCUGAAAUCUGACUGGAAGAAAGAACUCCCCAACAACCCCAGCUGUCCUCAUAUGUGUGCCUAUAAACUAGUCACAGCCAAAUUCAAAUGGUUUGGACUUCAGAAGAAAAUUGAGAGUGUUAUUAUGAAGCAAGAGGAGCGCUUGUUCACCAACUUCCACAGACAGCUGUUCUGUUGGCUCGACCAGUGGGUGGAUCUGUCGAUGGACGACAUUCGCCGAAUGGAGGAAGAGACAAAGUUGAAGUUGGAUGAGAUAAGGGCGCAAGGCCCAGUUCAAGGCACAGAUGCAAGUGAAGACUGACACUGACCAGCUUGUUGGAUGAGUUGCACACAGCUGACAAACCCCCCGAUCACACUUCCAUGAAAAUCCAUUUGGGGCAUCUGGAUAGACGUAGGGGAUACCAUAUUUACGCCCCGGCUACAUUGGCUCUUAACAGCUCUUGACUGAAAGCCUAUGCUGCAGUGGUGUGAGUGUGUGCGCGCAUGUGUGUGUGUGUGUGUGUGUGUGUGUGUGUGUGUGUGUGUGUGUGUGUGUGUGUGUGUGUGUGUGUGUGUCCAGCCAGCUGAAAAUAGCUUUAUUACAAGAAGAAAAAAAACAAUUGUUUGUUUAGGGAUCAGUUUUGAAGUUGACUGUGUUCACAACAAUUUAGUCUGCUCAAAUCUGAUCAGAGGUUUAAGGUUUAGGGAUUAACGCAGACAUAUUCUGAUGGGUUGGCUGUGGUGUCUGCUGCAGGGCAUACAUAGAACAAGCCAUUCCAUUUGAAUCUCUACUUCUUUUUUUGGGGGGGGGGGUCUUUGAGUUCGAUUGCAUGUGUUUACAGAUGUUAACCAACUGAAAUAAGGUAGAUUUGCUGACAGUCUCAAAACUCAACACAGCCAUUGUCAGAAAAUGACGUUUAAAGGCCAAAAUGGUCUUUGAUUAAAAUGGCCCAUAAUGCUCACUAACAAAUGUGUGUUUUCUCUCAGUGCACUUGUUUUGAUUGAAUUUAUGUCUAGCUGUAAAUGCAUCCUUCACUCCAUGCUUUGUUCAUAUUAAUUUAUCAUAACAUAAUGAAUGGAUUUAAAAGACCACUCUUGAUUUCCAGUGAAGGACGGCACAAUAUUAGGUGAUUUCCCUCUGCAGUGUCUCACUGAAAACCAGAGGCCAUCUUUUUGAUCAGUAUGAACUUUAAUCUUGGUCAUAGCUUGCUGUUUCUCAUCGUAGUCACAGACGAAAAUACCAGCUAAGAAGCAACACCUCUUGGAUUUUGUUACUGUUCAAAAUGGAGACCCACUUAAUUGUAUGUUUUUUUUUUCACUAGCUAAAGUCUAUUUUAUUGGAAUAUACACCGUGUAAUAAGUUAUAUGCAAGACUGUAUAAUAAAUACAUUACAUUCUUCUUCUUUGUUUUUUUCCA